Glycine soja is the source of this 624-nucleotide messenger RNA. Its product is annotated as 60S ribosomal protein L37a. The transcript is spliced from 5 exons. Gene Ontology annotation, molecular function: structural constituent of ribosome. Gene Ontology annotation, biological process: translation. Gene Ontology annotation, cellular component: ribosome. The coding region runs from base 135 to 413 and encodes 92 amino acids. Lineage: Eukaryota; Viridiplantae; Streptophyta; Magnoliopsida; Fabales; Fabaceae. The record is from RefSeq and is a predicted model, not a curated record.
AAAAUGGACCCGUACCCGACCCAAACCCAAUGUGGUUCUCUAUAAAUUUCUGAAAUCAGAAUUAGGGUUUCAGUGUGUGCUACUUUCCAUUCGUUCACCGCCCCAAUCUCUGCAGCGCCUUCGAUCUAGAAAACAUGACUAAGAGAACAAAGAAGGCUGGCAUUGUUGGAAAAUACGGUACCCGUUAUGGUGCCAGUCUGCGAAAGCAGAUUAAGAAGAUGGAAGUUAGUCAGCACAGCAAAUUUUUCUGUGAAUUUUGUGGGAAGUAUGCUGUGAAGAGGAAAGCUGUAGGAAUAUGGGGAUGCAAGGACUGUGGUAAAGUGAAAGCAGGCGGUGCUUAUACUUUGAAUACCGCAAGUGCUGUGACGGUACGGAGCACCAUCAGGAGGUUGAGGGAGCAAACUGAGAGUUGAGCUUUUUGUUGAUGUUAUCAAUUACUAUUAGACUUUGCGUGAUAUGCCUAGUUUGUGUUCACUGAACUGCAUUGGUUGUAUUCAAAGUAAACUCCUUAAAGUUUAAUUUUGAGAUGACUCUUUUAAUUUUAGUUGUUUGGAACUCUUUGUCAGAGUGAUUUUGCUUCAUAGUUUUAUUUUAUUGUUUUCAAUUCUAGUGGUUCAUUGUUUC